Messenger RNA from Microthlaspi erraticum, 846 nucleotides. The record is from the annotation of a GenBank genome assembly. NCBI's taxonomy places the organism in Eukaryota, Viridiplantae, Streptophyta, Magnoliopsida, Brassicales, Brassicaceae.
AUGAACUCCGGGAUGAUGCUAUAUGCCCUAACAUGUCGGAUGAAACCAGGCCGAGGGUGUGUUCUGAGAGAAGCCAUGUUGUUGUUGAGACGUUCGUUAGCUGUCUUCUCUGGGAACAUGGCUUCUCUGGGAACACACCCUCCGCCUGGUUUCAUCCGACAUAAAGGGCAUUACACGGAUCUGGCAAACACGGUUUCAGAGAACGCUUCCGUGCCAGAUGUGAUGAAUGGAUUGCACAAAAUCAAGUUCUUAAAGAAAGUCAUUGGAGAACUUCUUGCUGGAUCAGAAGGUUUACAGAGAGUUAAGAGUCUUGUGGUUGUCGGAGAAUAUGGUGUGGGGAAGACAACAUCGUGCCAAAUGAUAUUCAACAAAGAAGAAGUGAGGAGAACUUAUGCUCCGAUGAUUUGGGUGUCUAUGCACAGCGAUGAACCUAAAGAGGGCUUAGGUGGGAAGAUAUGUGUCCUGAAGAAGAUCUUGAAGGGUCUUGGAGUUGAAGAUUCCAUGCUGGGGUCGAUCAAAACAGAGGCGGAAGAAGAGUGCAGGAACAAGCAGGAAGCUGGAGAAAGUGAUGGAGAGACAGCGGAAGAGAAGGAGCUCUCUGCUCUGCUCUAUGCACUUCACUCGGAUCUGAGGUGGAAAAAGUAUCUGAUUGUGUUUGAUGAUGUGCGAGAAGAAGACAACUGGGACGAGAAGAUCGGGAUCGAUGAGGAGCAACUCGAGGGAAUGAAAUGGGGAGCUCAUCUUUCAGAUGGAUUUCCUAAAGGGUCUGGUGGGAGAGUCAUAUACUUUUUAGGGCUGAUAAAGCAUUUCAAGAUCGAGAGAUGGUUCAUUAAGGUCUAUAAGUAG